GACACGACGAAUACGUGAACACAAUACAUGCAUUGGCAUAUUUCACACUGUAUCUGGUUAUAAUGUCAAGAGUAUGUGGGACAGAUCGAGCUGAUUUUACACAGAUGUCACAUUUCAAGUAUGGCCUCUGGCGAAAACUAUGGUCAUUUUCUUCUCCCGCUUACCAUGAACCAAGGUCCAAUAGAUGUUCAACUAGCUGAGCGUUUGUUUGCCCUUCGAUCUGAGCAUCUUCACAAACGACGACCAGAGCGUCAUGCCAUCAGAAACCUGCUUGCCAUGCUUGCCUUUCGACUGGGCCAUUUCGACAAAGCUUUGGAGUAUUUGGACAAAAUUCUCUCUCCUCUGGAAGACCCGAACAACUUGAACGCCCUAGCCAACCGACAGUACAUGUGUCAGAAUCUGUUCCGGGUCCAAGAAGCACGGGAAUGUGAGAAGAGGAUAGUCUGGUUGCUCACGGAUGGUGAUACGGAGGAGAUGGAGACAAGACGCAAGAAGCUGCGAGCACGUAGUCUGGCGGAACAGGCCUUCGCUUACUCCUUUGAACUCUUUGAGGAGUGCAUAUCUUUUGGGAGAUACCGUAAAUCGAUUGAACUCUACCAGACUGCCAUUGAGUUAGCAGGUAAUGUCAUUGAUAAGGAAGAGAUGGACGAGUGGAUCUUCACAAUCGGAGUGGCAUCUUUCAUUAUCUACAAGCGAAUCAAAUACGUUUCAAUGAGUGACGAAGCUAAGACACGGCUGCAGACAGCUAUCAACAGCUUUAUCCAAACUGUAAAUGAAUGUCAGGACAAGAAUUUUGUGAGUGAUGCUUGGAGGCAUCUUGGGGUUCUCUUCAAGCAAUCUGCCGAGCAAAAGCAGAGUUCACUUCUACCUUCCCUCCCAGACGACUUCCAAGAAUACGUGCGCAAACCGGGUCUGUGUUUUGAGAAGGCGUAUAGCGUCUCCCCGCACGAUCCGCGGAUUCUUGCAAGGCAUGCAGAAUACUGCAAAAACUCAGGGGAUAUCGAAAAGGCAUUGGAACUAGUGAACGAAUCGAUCCAGUUAAAUGCAACGGUCUUCAACCUCCAUGCGUAUUGCGUCAGAGCAUAUAUCUUGAUUGAACAAUACAAAGAACAGCUAACUAAUUUCAGAACACCAAGCUUAACUUUACUUGAAGAUGCAGAAAAAGAUUUAGCCGUAACUCUUCAAACAUUUGUUACACCUUGGCAUUUAGCAACCAUGGCAGAAGUCUUUUACCUCAAAGCACUGGAUCGUUGUGGCAACGUGAUAAAAGGAAAAGAAGGAACGAACAACCUGCAAGUUGCACUCACCUACUGUGCCAAAGCCGCGGCCUGCUACGGGGGUAAAAAAAGACCAGAAGUUCAUAAACAGCGUGGUGAAUGCCUCUGCGUCAUGGGUGAGCACCAGACGGCAUUAGGCUGCUUCAAGAGAGCCGUCGACUGCGAAAUUGCUAACCAGUUUUACAAGGGAAGCAUUGGGCGACUUGUCAUUGAGUAUGUUCACGUAUUACGCUACAGGUCAUCAACUCUUUCUUUUGAUCCGCCAUUCCUCGCUGACAUGGUUUACUGGCUACAGAAGGCAGCUGGUAUAUGUCUGUCCACAGGAUGGAUUCUGACGCAGCUCCAAAAUCUUCAACAGAUUCCAGGAUUUUGGAAAAUCUUUAUCGACUACUGUAUUAAAACUGGGCAUGGAGACGAUCUUGAAAGCAUAGAGCUAGCAGCUUGUGCCGAGGAAAGCCGUUGCAAAGUAUAUCGCCAACAUUCAUAUCCCACCUUGAAUGAGGAAUCUGUUUCGGAAUCCGUCGUUAGGAAGAGAUGCAAAAGUUUCCCAAAGGUUGGUUCCGUCUGUAUCGACACAUCACCAACGAUCCAAAAGACCCACGAAAUACGUCCGCAGUUGGUUACUGCUGCCUUAUCGUCUGUCAAUCUGGAAGCCUCAGGAGAAGUACAAGAGGAUAUUGUUUAUCUUAUAUAUAAUCUCAAAACUGGAAACAUACAUAUCCCUUCUAAAUUAUCUUCUGACAGUAUAACCAAAGAUGUCUCCUGCAAACAUGUCAAGCCAGCUCCCGAUAUAGCCUUCAAUCAGCAACUUCCCAACGAUUUCUUUGUCAUUUACAGCGACAGAGCCUCGGAAUGGGUCCAGCACAGUCUCCUGGAGGAACUAGAGAGAAAUCGCCUGAAGGGAUGCAUACGACAUCGCGACUUCAUCCUUGGAAAGCCGAAUCUCGAGAACUACUCGGACUGUAUAAAACAAAGUGUGUGCAUCAUUGUGGUGAUCACAAAGGACUUUGAGAAGGACCAAGGCUGUGUUCGGGGUAUGCUAAUGGCAAUGGAAGAAGGGAAAGUUGUGAUCUCUAUUUUACGGGAAUCGAGGGACCUUCCUCAACUACUUAAGCCGUACGCUGGUCUGGAUGCUACCGAUGGUACUGUUGACUGGGCUCGGCUGGAAAGAAACAUUGAACAACAGAUCAACUCUAACAUUAAAUACGACACUUAAAAAAUGCGAUCACUGGGGUGACACAAUAUAGAAAUAGCGCAAAUUCUCGAUGGAAAUGCUUUUAACAUAAACGUACUGUUCAUGCUCCCAAAUAUUUCAUUUUGUUUUCCGUGAACAAAAGCCAUCUGUCGGGGAAAAGUUCAUAUUCUCAAACUUUUAUACGCAGAUGAAAUAUAUCCAUUAGCACUACCUUUCAACUACUGGCUUUUCAGCAGACCAGACUUUUAUUAAUUUUUAAACUAUGUGCGAGUAUACACCUGCGGGUGUGUAGUUUCCGCGCUUUGAAUUUCGUGUCAGACUGUUACUUGGAAAUUAUUCUUAAGGGAAUAAAGACGCUUGUUUAUCUUUUGUUAGGCCAUAAGCGGAGUGC
Messenger RNA from Acanthaster planci (crown-of-thorns starfish), 2863 nucleotides. Its product is annotated as tetratricopeptide repeat protein 22-like. NCBI's taxonomy places the organism in Eukaryota, Metazoa, Echinodermata, Asteroidea, Valvatida, Acanthasteridae. The record is from RefSeq and is a predicted model, not a curated record. Gene Ontology annotation, molecular function: protein binding. Gene Ontology annotation, biological process: signal transduction.